This is a messenger RNA of Penaeus indicus, 3995 nucleotides long. RefSeq names its product nuclear hormone receptor E75-like (gene Eip75B). Gene Ontology annotation, biological process: negative regulation of transcription by RNA polymerase II; positive regulation of transcription by RNA polymerase II; cell differentiation. Gene Ontology annotation, molecular function: zinc ion binding; nuclear receptor activity; RNA polymerase II cis-regulatory region sequence-specific DNA binding. The transcript is spliced from 5 exons. Bases 699 to 3179 code for a protein of 826 amino acids. Lineage: Eukaryota; Metazoa; Arthropoda; Malacostraca; Decapoda; Penaeidae. The record is from RefSeq and is a predicted model, not a curated record.
CGCCGCCACCGCACGCUGCACACUUCUCCCCUCCGUUUCUCCCCUCGUUUCAUUUGCUUCCUUAACAAAAAAUACUUGAAAAUCGUUUGCGUUUGCGGUGAUAACUGUCGGGGCUCGUAGCUGAUGACCCGUGAGUCACAAAAUAACACAUCUACAGACAGUAUUAAUGGGAAAUAUUGGUUGUGACAGCAUUUUGGUCACGUGCAAGGAGGCGGUUGCUGUGUACACCAUGCUCGUCUCCAGUUACGCAUGUGAUAUACGAUUACUGUGUUAACCGAAUGAUGGCUGUUGGUGCGUAUAGGAUAGGACUAUAUACGUAGCAAGAUUCAUUUGCGUAUAUUUUCGGACGAUCCGUCAGCCACUGUGAACCCUGGUGAACCGGUGCAUACCAUUUUAAUUAUCAGUGAAUUAGUGUGAAGUGGACAUAUGUAAUGAUGCAUCGACGGAAUCUGCUUUUGUAAAGUUCAGACUGAUAAUACCAUUUGCUGAAGCCCAAGAAAUAUAUUUGAGGAAGAUAUGAAAGCAUAAAGAGAGAUUGAAGAGUCUUCUCCGGUGCUGUAAUGUUUCUGUGAUAACGCUGCUGUGAAAACCCUCCGUCCUUCAAGUGAGUCUUCUGUUCACCCAAGAGAAGAGAGAACUCGCUGUCAAUUUAAUGCAAUCCACGUCUUUCAAGAUCGCCGUUCAAAAGAUCUCAUUAUAUGUAUGACGUCUCCUUCACUACCGUGAUCGUCGAGGCAGAAAGAAACACUGAUCUCAGUUAUAGAAUCAUUUCAUCGUUCACUGAAAUGGACAUUAUCCACAAAGCUGUACUGAGUAUGGCGCCCAGGGAAGAAGAUUUGAUCAUCACAGAGUUUGACGGGACGACUGUGUUGUGCCGAGUGUGUGGAGACAAGGCCUCAGGUUUCCACUAUGGCGUACACUCCUGCGAGGGCUGCAAGGGAUUCUUCCGUCGCAGCAUCCAGCAGAAGAUCCAGUACCGCCCCUGCACUAAAAACCAGCAGUGCUCCAUCCUUCGCAUCAACAGGAACCGAUGCCAGUACUGCAGGCUCAAGAAGUGCAUCGCCGUGGGCAUGUCGAGGGAUGCUGUGCGCUUCGGGCGUGUGCCUAAACGCGAGAAGGCCAAGAUCCUGGCCGCCAUGCAGAGCGUCAACGCCAGGUCCCAGGAGAGGGCCGUCUUGCAAGAGCUGGAGGAUGACACCCGCGUCACCGCUGCCAUCAUCCGCGCCCACAUGGACACCUGUGACUUCACCAGGGACAAGGUGGCACCCAUGCACCAGCAAGCUCGCACACACCCCAGCUACACACAGUGCCCGCCUACUCUGGCGUGCCCGUUGAACCCACGACCAGUGCCCCUGCAGGGACAACAGGAGCUCGUGCAAGACUUCAGCGAGCGCUUCUCUCCCGCCAUCCGCGGCGUCGUGGAAUUUGCCAAACGUCUGCCAGGCUUCCAACAGCUGCCACAGGAGGACCAAGUGACACUCCUGAAGGCGGGCGUUUUCGAGGUGCUCUUGGUGCGUCUGGCGGGGAUGUUCGACGCCCGCACCAACACCAUGCUGUGCCUGAACGGUCAGCUGCUGCGCCGAGAGGCCCUUCACACUUCAGUCAACGCUCGCUUCCUCAUGGAUUCAAUGUUCGACUUCGCUGAACGUGUCAACAGCCUCUCCUUGAGCGACGCUGAGCUGGCGCUCUUCUGCGCCGUGGUUGUGUUGUCACCCGACCGCCCGGGCCUGCGCAAUGCUGAGCUCGUUGAUCGCGUGCAGAGGCGCCUCAUUAACUGCCUUCGGGCUGUUGUGACCAAGCAUCACCCCGAGAACCCCAGCCUACAGCGCGACCUCCUCUCCAAGAUCCCCGACUUGCGGACUCUCAACACACUGCAUUCAGAGAAGUUGCUCAAAUACAAGAUGACUGAGCACACCGCAGCCGGCGCUCCGUGGGACGACUCCCGCUCCUCCUGGAGCAUGGAACAAGAGAGCAGCGUGGGCUCACCCUCAUCUUCCUACACCGCCGACGAGGCCAUGCGCUCCCCAGUGUCGUGCUCUGAAUCCAUCUGCUCCGGCGAAUCCGCCAGCUCCGGCGAAUCGCUGUGCGGAAGUGAAGUGUCUGGCUACACGGAGCUCCGCCCUCCCUUCCCCCUCGUCCGCCGGCGCCACGACCACUCCGAAGGUGCUUCAUCGGGUGACGAGGCGUCCGAAUCUCCUCUGAAGUGCCCCUUCAGCAAAAGAAAAUCGGACAGCCCAGACGACUCGGGAAUUGAAAGCGGGACUGACAGGAGUGACAAGCUGUCCUCCCCGUCGGUGUGUUCUUCGCCGCGAUCAUCCAUUGACGAGAAGAGCGAGGAGGACCGCGAGGAUGACAUGCCAGUGCUGCGCCGCGCCCUGCAGGCGCCCCCCAUUAUCAACACGGAUCUGCUCAUGGAGGAAGCCUACAACAAGCCCCAUAAAAAGUUCCGUCCGCAACGUCGGGAAGAAGAGCCCCACUCCUCCCAGCCCACCUCCUCGCUCCUGGAGCAGACGCUGUCGCAGCCCCCGCAUCACCAGACCUCCUCUCUGGCUGCAACGCACGCCACCUUAGCCUCCACUCUGGCGUCAACACUUAGCUCGCCGAGCUUAGCUGCCUCCCACUCCACUCUCGCUCGCACCCUGCUCGAGGGAUCCAAGAUCUCCGAGGAUGCAAUGCGCCGCGCCGACAUCCUGCACUCCAUGAUCAUGCGCACUGAGGUUCGGGAGCGGUUACCCACUCCGCGAGUGUCACCUGCACCUUAUUACGUUCCGCAGCCCGCUGUGGACCGUGUACAGCCUCCAGCAUCUUCCUGGUCGUGCCCAGCCUCUCGCGGUUGCAGCAGCAGUAGCAGCACCAGCAGCAGCAGCAGCACUAGCGGUAGCCUAAGCCCCAUGCAGCCCACCGUAACCGCACAGCCACGGCUGCACCUCCUCACAACACCCACACCCUCGCGCUACUACGAGUCGAGGAUGUCGGCCACACCGGUGGGGCUUGGGGCACAGCCGUCUGGCUCUCCAAGUGCUUCUACCAUGAUACAUUCAGGCUUGGGUGCUCAGCCCAGCCAGAGGGAGCCUUCCCCCCUUGUCGAACUGCAGGUCGACAUCGCUGACUCGCAACCGCUCAACCUUUCCAAAAAGACGCCGCCGCCGACGCCACGGGAGUUCGCCAUGGAAGCGUAAUGCAAGGUUGGCCUGCGCUUACCCGAGUACAAAGCCACUGUGUGGCCCCGAUAUUCUCACUCUCAGGCGGACAGAAAGAGGACAGCGCGAGCAGCAGCAGCGACAAGAGGACGAGGAGAGGAGCGGUAGCGUUAAGAUGGAGGAAGAGGACGCAGCAGCUGCCGCAGCGUGCGGGAGGGUCCUGGAGCACGUAGCGACGUGGGUCAGCGCGUGCAGCGCCUCACCGGUGAUGGUAGCAGGGGCGUUGCUGCCUGCUCCCGACCCACCCGCAGCAGCAGUCAUGUACAGGGGGCGGGCGCCAGUCUAAACCCGCCCUAAACUCGGGCCGCCCCAGGUGGACCCAAUACUGGCCGCCCGCCCCGCCCAGCUUGUGAGGGCGGGAUUACCACAGGUAGUCCCGCCUGGGCGAGAGCCUAGUGAUGUACCUAGUUCAGUAUUCAUCGCCUCAUGCAGUCUCACCCCCCCGAGGACCACAGUCAUCGCCAUUACUCAUCUCUCAUUACUCAUGGCUAGAUCUCGAUGUCAUAAUUAAUAUUUAGCCCAGUGUCUGGCGAACUGUUUGUUAUGUCAUUAUUAUUACCGUCAUUAUAACUGUCAUUAUUAUUAUUAUCAUUAUUAUUAUUUUUAUUAUUAUUAUCAUCAUUCUUAUUAUCAUCAUUAUUAUUAUUACGUCAUGAUCAUGAUAGCUCUUAAUGUACUCUUAUGGACAUAAGUUUGUCAUAGCAAAUAGUUCCACCGUGUGCUUGUAUGUACAUUUUUGUAAUAUUUGGGAGUUCAAAUUUUGAGUCUUUAAAUAAAUGUGCAAAGAAAUAAAAA